AUGGAGUGGAAAAUGCUUCCUGUUCAUUUACUGCUGCUGCUUUCUGUUUUCUUGAUUCAGCAAGUUUCUUCUCAAGAUUUAUCAAGCUGUGCAGGGAGAUGUGGGGAAGGGUAUUCUAGAGAUGCCAUCUGCAACUGUGAUUAUAACUGUCAACACUACAUGGAGUGCUGUCCCGACUUCAAGAAAGUCUGCACUAUGGAGAGUUCCUGCAAAGGCCGCUGCUUCGAGUCCUUUGUGAGAGGGAGAGAGUGUGACUGUGAUGCACAAUGUACGAAGUUUGGCAAGUGCUGUCCUGAUUAUAAGGACUUCUGUGAAGAAGUGCAUAAACCCACAUCACCACCGUCUCCCAAGACUACACCUCCGCCUCCAGAAGCUUCUCAAACCGUCAAAACAACCUCCAAACGUUCUCCCAAAUCACCAAACAAGAAGAAGACUAAGAAAGUUGUAGAAUCAGAGGAGAUAACAGAAGAACAUUCUGUUUCUGAAAAUCAAGAAUCUUCCUCCUCCUCUUCCUCUUCCUCUUCAACUAUUCGGAAAAUCAAGUCUUCCAAAAAUUCAGCUGCUAAUAGAGAAUUAAAGAAGAAACUCCAAGCAAAAGAUAAGAAAAAAGCACCUCAAAAAAAGCCUACCCCAAAACCACCAGCUGCAGAUGAACCUGGAAGUGGGCUAGACACCCCGAAGCCUGACAUUCCCACUACUCAAAGCAGUAAGGUUACCACAGCUCCCAAGACUACAACGGUAAAACCAACAGAUCCUAAACCUACUGUCCCACCUAACUCUGCUACGGCCAGUAAGGAGACAACAGUCGAAACUAAAGAGACUUCAACAAUAAGUAAACAGACUUCAACAAGCGCAAAAGAGAAGAAGACUACUUCAACUAAAGAGAUAAGAAGUGCAGAGAAGUCUACACCCACAGCUGAAGUUCCCACUGAAUCUACACCUAAGGCUGAAACUACAACGGAAUCCCCUGCUCCCACCACCACCAAGGAGCCUGCAACCACCCCCAAAGAGCCCGAACCCACCACCACCAAGAAACCCAAUCCCACCACCCCCAAAGAGCCCGAGCCCACCACCCCCAAGGAGGCCGAGCCCAACCCCAAGGAGCCCGAGCCCACCACCCCCAAGGAGGCCGAGCCCACCACCCCCAAGGAGCCGGAGCCCACCACCAAGGAGCCCGAGCCCACCACCCCCAAGGAGCCGGAGCCCACCACCCCCAAGGAGCCCGAGCCCACCACCCCCAAGGAGCCGGAGCCCACCACCACCAAGGAGCCCGAGCCCACCACCCCCAAGGAGCCAGAGCCCACCACCCCCAAGGAACCUGAACCCACCACCCCCAAGGAGGCCGAACCUAUCACCCCCAAGGAGCCGGAGCCCACCACCCCCAAGGAGCCCGAGCCCACCACCCCCAAGGAGGCCGAGCCCACCACCCCCAAGGAGGCUGAACCCACCACCCCCAAGGAGGCCGAGCCCACCACCCCCAAGGAACCCGAGCCCACCACCCCCAAGGAGCCCGAACCCACUACCCCCAAGGAGCCAGAGCCUACCACCCCCAAGGAGCCCGAGCCCACCACCCCAAAGCCCGAGCCCACCACCCCCAAGGAGCCGGAGCCCACCACCCCCAAGGAGGCCGAGCCCACCACCCCCAAGGAGCCUGAACCCACCACCCCCAAGGAGCCGGAGCCCACCACCCCCAAGGAACCUGAACCCACCACCCCCAAGGAGGCCAAACCUACCACCCCCAAGGAGCCGGAGCCCACCACCCCCAAGGAGCCAGAACCCACCACACCCAAGGAGGCCAAACCCACCACCCCCAAGGAACCGGAGCCCACCACCCCCAAGGAGCCGGAGCCCACCACCCCCAAGGAGGCCAAGCCCACCACCCCCAAGGAGGCCGAGCCCACCACCCCCAAGGAGGCCAAGCCCACCACCCCCAAGGAGCCGGAGCCCACCACCCCCAAGAAACCUGAACCCACGACCACCAAGGAGCCUGCUCCAAUCACCUCAGAGGCCUCUACCCCAACCACCCCUGUGGAGCCUCCCACUGCUGCCAAGAAUCCUGCUGAACCAACUCCUGAGCUUCCUGCAGAGCCCACACCAAAACCUACUGAAAAAAGUUCCAAGGAACCUGCUGCACCUACACCCAAGGCUCCCAAAGCCACCAAACCCCAAAUGACUACAACAGCCAAAGACAAGACAACAGAGAAGGAGAAACCUACUCCGCCUGGAAUGACAACAGCCGCACCUAAGAGUACAACAAAGGAGACAACAACUGCAGCUGAAGAGGCUACGGAAAAACCUGAGGAAACAACAGUUAUUCCAAAAACUACAGUCACUGAUCCUAAAGUGAAAACUCCUAAACCCCGAAGACCAACCAAAGCCCCCAGAAAGCCCGGUUCUACCAGAAAGCCGAGAGUGAGAAAACCAAAGACGACACCAACUCCUGCAAAGACCACAACAGCAGUGCCUGAAACAACCCUGACCACCACAACGGAAGCCACACUCCCGACUACCACUGGUCCCAGCACAACUCCCAUCUCAGAAAUAGUCGAAAUAAAUCCAAAGGACGAAGCUACAGAUGCUGCUGAAGGAGACAAACCCGACAUGAUUCCCGGCGCCCCAGUGUUAACUCCUAUGGGCCGUCCAGGUAGUAAUUUCUUAGUGGGAGGACACAAGCAAGACAUCGAAGUCAAACCCAUGCUUUCAGAUGAGACUGAUCUGUGCAAUGGCAAGCCAGUGGAUGCAGUGACCACAUUGCGCAACGGGACACUGGUUGCAUUUCGAGGUCAUUACUUCUGGAUGCUAAGACCAUUUACUCGACCUCCACCACCUAGAAGAAUUACUGAAGUUUGGGGUAUUCCCUCCCCAAUUGAUACAGUUUUUACUAGAUGCAACUGUGAAGGAAAAACUUACUUCUUUAAGGAUUCUCAGUACUGGCGUUUCACCAAUGAUGUAAAAGAUCCAGGGUAUCCCAAACAAAUUGUAAAAGGAUUUGGAGGACUAAAUGGAAAAAUAGUGGGAGCUCUCUCUGUAGCUAGAUACAACAACAGACCCGAAUCCGUGUACUUUUUCAAGAGAGGUGGUGGUGUUCAGCAGUAUACAUAUAAACAGGAACCUGCCAGAAAGUGCCCUGGAAGAAGGCCUGCUAUAAAUUAUUCAGUAUAUGGACCAACAACACAGGUUAGGAGACGUCGCUUCGAACGGGCUAUCGGACCUUCUCAAACACACACCAUCAGAAUUCACUAUUCACCCAUGAGAGUCUCUUAUCAAGACAAAGGUCUCCUGCAUAACGAAGUUAGAGUGAGCACAAUGUGGAGAGGACUUCCAAAUAUGGUUACUUCGGCUAUAGCACUGCCCAACCUCAGAAAACCUGAUGGCUACGACUACUAUGCCUUUUCCAAGGAUCAAUACUAUAACAUUGACGUGCCUAGCAGAACAGCAAGAGCGAUCACUACUCGUUCUGGGCAGACCUUAUCCAAGGCCUGGUACAACUGUCCUUAG
Talpa occidentalis (Iberian mole) is the source of this 3498-nucleotide messenger RNA. It is a transcript of the gene PRG4, whose product is annotated as proteoglycan 4. The record is from RefSeq and is a predicted model, not a curated record. NCBI's taxonomy places the organism in Eukaryota, Metazoa, Chordata, Mammalia, Eulipotyphla, Talpidae. Gene Ontology annotation, biological process: immune response. Gene Ontology annotation, molecular function: scavenger receptor activity; polysaccharide binding.